Penicillium pulvis is the source of this 1929-nucleotide messenger RNA. RefSeq names its product WD40 repeat domain-containing protein. Gene Ontology annotation, molecular function: anaphase-promoting complex binding; ubiquitin ligase activator activity; protein binding. Gene Ontology annotation, cellular component: anaphase-promoting complex. The transcript is spliced from 2 exons. Bases 1 to 1929 code for a protein of 642 amino acids. Gene Ontology annotation, biological process: anaphase-promoting complex-dependent catabolic process; positive regulation of ubiquitin protein ligase activity; positive regulation of anaphase-promoting complex-dependent catabolic process. Lineage: Eukaryota; Fungi; Ascomycota; Eurotiomycetes; Eurotiales; Aspergillaceae. The record is from RefSeq and is a predicted model, not a curated record.
AUGCUUGGUACCUCCGUCCCAGCAACCAAUGGUGCACCAAGUCUCUUGGGCAGACGCACCACUGCUCCGAAUUUUGUGGCGAAAUUUCUGCCCAAAAGCACCAAGGCUGAAGAACAGAACAAACAUGAAUCAAGAAUCGCACUUGCAUUGGAUAUUGACCCCACUACCAGACUUGUUGGUACUUGUAGAACACACGUGGAAAGACCUCCCGGUCCUACAUCGCCGGACUAUGAGCGAUUCGCGCCGUUUGUGUGGAAUGACAGUACCUGGAAGAAGGGCAAUAGGGAGCAUUGGCCAAUGGUUCCACCUCAAAGAGAGGCUGUUCCUCCCAAGCCUUUUCGAAUCCUGGAUGCUCCAUAUAUGCGAGACGACUUCUACUGUUCCACAUUGGCGUAUUCUUUCACAUCAGGUGUCUUGGCUGUGGGCCUGGCACAGUGUGUUUACCUCUGGUCUGAAGGUUACAUUGUGGACCGCCCGCCAUUUGGUGAUCAUCACCCGUCAAACUAUGUGACAUCACUGUCUUUCUCAUCGGAGAAUGGCGGGCGAAGUAUUCUUGCAGUUGGUCGCCAAUCAGGUCAGCUAUCUCUUUGGAGCGUCUCAGAGGACAAGGUUCGCUUUGAAAUCAGCCACCCGAAGGCCAUAUCGUGCGUUUCUUUCAAGCCACGGACUUCACGAAGACUAUCCGAGGGGUUGCAAAACAUGGAAGUAGAUGCAGAAUUUCUUGUUGUUGGUGACGAGAUAGGCAACAUUUGGUUAUACUCAGUCGAAUGGCCUGAGAUCCACAGUCAAUGGAGUUGGACUGGUUGUAUGACGCUCCUGGCCAAAAUUUCCGCCCAUGGCCAGCAGGUAUGCGGCUUGGCUUGGUCUCCUGAUGAUCAAUUUUUUGCUUCUGGGGGCAAUGACAACGUAUGCAUGCUGUUCGACUUACAUGAGAUUCUCCCACCCCCAAAAGUCGACAAUUCAGCCUUUUCCACUGCAUCUUCAGGUCCGCCAGGGAAUUCAAGCAUCCACGGGCUUCCACCUCUGACUUCUGUCACGAACCCAAGGCGUAUGGCCAGCAAGCGACGAAUUGUCAGCCAUCUUCUACCAUCAAGGGGCCAGUCUUCAUUGAGAUCGACCACAGCAGCUCCACUUUUGUGUUCAUUAGGAUGUCUCAUUUCCGGUGGCACGAAAACCGUGCUAGUUCCACCCAACCGUCAGAAACACUGCCUCGUUCAUGGCGCAGCAGUCAAGGCAAUAGCAUUCGCACCGUGGCAACCAUCACUGCUUGCAACGGGAGGAGGUACCAAUGAUCGCGCUAUUCACUUCUUCCACACCAGGACUGGGGUCUGUCUAGCAACGAUAAAUGUGUUUGCGCAAGUCACCAGUCUGAUCUGGAGCCAAACCAGACGCGAAAUUGCAGCGACAUUUGGCUAUUCGUCACCCGAGCAUCCAUUCCGGAUUGCCGUCUUUGCCUGGCCCAGCUGUGCACAGGUCGCCGUUAUUCCCUGGGGACCCCAUGGAGCAAGCUGGGAUGGCGAUGAUCAAGACGUGAACUACGAUUGUGGACGAGCAUUGUAUGCUGUCAGCUAUCCGGGCAGACCGCCUCGCCCUCUGCGUGCCCUUCUGGAAGACUCCGAUCUUCUCUACGCAACUUCGCCCCCACCUCCCAGCAUCGCCCAGCCUCUCGCGCAGUCGAAUGAGGCACGCGAAAGCAGGCGAGGGCCACGCGCGAUCCGCCCGAAAGAGAAAGAAGGUGGAAUGUGGUGUAUGCGAACAAUGGAAGAAGGAUGCAUCAUUGUGGCCUCAAGCGACCAGACCGUCAAAUUUCAUGAGGUAUGGACUGGCCGACGCAAGAGUAUCAGCUCCGCUUAUGGAAUACUGGGAGGAAGUGAUAUCCUCGAGGGUAUGGAAGGCAUCGAGAAGUCCGGCAGUGAGGUCAUUCGCUAG